AUGGCGCAAACCGCCGUGGGCAGGCUCUUCCGUCAGAGCACUACCAGCUCGAUAAGCCAAUCCGUGCUGAGACCAUCUCAGGUUCGCAGCUUUGGUAACAAAGCAGCAAUCCCAACUUUCACUCCAACAGCUAUCCCUAAAUUAGACCAGGCUCUCGACCGCUUCCGACAAGAUCUUUUCAUUCCCCUUGGACUUCCUAAGCGACAGAGAAAGAGUGUUUUCAAGCCGAAAUACGCCCAGGCAUUGGAACACGACCCGAUCACCGUGAAGAUAAGCGAAAAUGAAGAAUUCACCCUAACGCCGAAGAACAAGCACGAAUUGCCUUCUAAGAAGGAUGCUAUGGAAGUCCUCCACAUGAUGGUUGAAACAAGGGACUUCAGCAACCUUUUCCCAUUCAUCAGCGGUCUCCGUAUGUCGAACUACACCAUCAGCACCGACCGUUGGGAGUACAUCAUCCGCAAAGCCGCCAGAACUGGUAAUCUCGCAGCCGUCAUCGAGUGCGCCAACCAGUACUCCCGCACUGGCCUAAGCCUGGGCAACAUGAACAUCGCUCGCCGUCUAUUCUACGAGCUUCAUCAUAACGCAUCACGUCGUCACUUCCAGGAUAGGACAACCGUCAAUGCUUUGAAACUGGCGGAAAGGGCGGCCAGUUUGAUGGAACGCCCGGAACACUCUGUCCGAGGCGACAGUGCCAAUGACCCGAAGCAGCAGCCUUUCGUUAUUGGUACACUUUUGGAACUCAGCGUCGCGUGUAACGUUGAUGAUACUUCCCUAACGACCAAGGUUGUCAACUAUAGCAAGGCACUCAAGGCUAAUUGGGGUCUCGGCAAGUUCGAAGAUGAAUACACCACACCCGCCGAAAAGCAGUUCCGGGCUGAGGAGAACCUUGCUAUUGUUAAUGCCGUUAGGAUGGGCAAUCUGGUUUCCAGGCCAAACCCCUCGCUUGUCUCCCUCAUGCCGCGCGCGGAGGCUCUUGAGGCUGUAUUGGCUGAGCAGUUGAAGAGUGUUAAGAACAAGCAGGUUCUUGCUGACACGGUGGCCCAGCAGCUCAUGUCUGUGAAGGAAUAG
Messenger RNA from Penicillium nucicola, 1068 nucleotides. RefSeq lists its product as uncharacterized. Bases 1 to 1068 code for a protein of 355 amino acids. The record is from RefSeq and is a predicted model, not a curated record. The transcript is spliced from 2 exons. Lineage: Eukaryota; Fungi; Ascomycota; Eurotiomycetes; Eurotiales; Aspergillaceae.